Vespa velutina is the source of this 2884-nucleotide messenger RNA. It is a transcript of the gene GatB, whose product is annotated as glutamyl-tRNA(Gln) amidotransferase subunit B, mitochondrial. The coding region runs from base 326 to 1726 and encodes 466 amino acids. The transcript has 10 exons. Gene Ontology annotation, biological process: mitochondrial translation; glutaminyl-tRNAGln biosynthesis via transamidation. Gene Ontology annotation, molecular function: glutaminyl-tRNA synthase (glutamine-hydrolyzing) activity. The record is from RefSeq and is a predicted model, not a curated record. NCBI's taxonomy places the organism in Eukaryota, Metazoa, Arthropoda, Insecta, Hymenoptera, Vespidae.
UCAGUUAUAAGACGUGAUCGGUCUUCGCAUCGUUGUCCUUUUUGAAAAAAAUUAAAAAUGAUUAUAACUUUUAAAUCUUGUCAAAUAUCAACGAAAUGUCAUCAAAAUACAAUCAUUCGAUUUCCACGAAUAUAUUUAUCAACGCAAGAACACAAAACUGAGUAUAAACAAUUACUCUUCUCCUGCUUCAAAUGUUAUUCUUAAAAUAACAAUAUCAUAAUAUAUUAAUUUCCUUUAUUUACGGAAGAAAUGGAAACCUACUAUUGGCUUAGAAAUUCAUGCACAAAUAACAACAAAUUCGAAAUUGUUUUCUUCUGCUUCUACGAUGUUUCAAAAGCCUAUUAAUUCUGCUGUAUCUUAUUUCGAUUGCGCAACUCCAGGGACAAUGCCGGUGCUUAAUCGAAAAUGUGUUGAAGCAGGUAUUAGCACUGCCUUAGCGUUAUCUUGUACAUUAAAUGAGAUUUCAGUAUUUGAAAGAAAACAUUACUUUUAUGCAGAUUUACCGGCUGGAUAUCAAAUUACGCAAUCCAAACAACCAUUGGCUAUUAAUGGCAAAUUAUGUUUCUUAGUGGAGGAUCCAGAUGCACAUGGAGAACUGUACGUAAAAACGUCGAAAAUAAAACAAAUACAAUUGGAACAAGAUAGUGGGCGAAGUUUUCAUGAUGAAUCCAUUGGAAGGAAUCUCAUAGAUCUAAAUCGUGCAGGUGUACCAUUAAUGGAAUUGGUUUUUGAACCAGAUUUAAGCAACGGAGAGGAAGCAGCAGCUGCUGUAAAAGAACUUGUGAACAUUUUUAAAAUAUUGGGCACUUGCUCAUGUAAAAUGGAAGAAGGAGCAUUCAGAAUUGAUGCAAAUGUUUCCGUAAGUAAUGAUGAUAAUUUAGGUGUUCGUACGGAAUUAAAAAAUAUUGCACACGUACGUGCUGUUGCCUCGGCCAUAAAAUAUGAGAUAAAUCGGCAGAUUUCAAUUCUAGAAAGUGGACAGUUAGUUUUUAAUGAAACCAGGGCAUGGGAUAGUGUAAACAAGAAAACAAUUCCAUUACGAGAGAAAGAGGAAAAACAGGAUUAUCGGUUCAUGCCUGAGACAGAUCUUCUUCCUCUACGAAUAUGCCUCGAUAAUACUGAAAAUAAAUAUAAUUUAGUAGAUGUCGCUACAUUAAGAGAACAAUUACCUGAAUUACCACAUGAAAAACGCAGAAAGUUGAAAGAAAUAUAUGAUCUCAAGGAUCGUUUAAUUUUCCAAAUAGGUAAUGAAUUAAAAUUUUUGCAAUUAUUUUUUGAUAUAAUUGAAAGAAACAAAAAUCUUGAUCCAAACAUGACAGCAAAUUUCAUCAUAAAUACUUUACAAUUAUUUUUAAAUACAAAUGAUUUAAAUUUUGAUUAUUGCAAGAAUAACGUAGAAAAUAUUUCAGAAUUGCUUGAUUUGUACCAAUCAAAACAAGUUAAUGUGGCAAUAGCAAUAAAAGUAUUACAUUAUUUAAGUGUUAAAUCGGAUAAAAAUCCCAGUCAGAUUAUUAAAGAGAACAACUGGAUAUUAAUAAGUGAUGAAAGCGAACUAGAAAUUAUAUGUAACAGAAUUAUUGAAGAAAAUCCAAAAAUCGCAAAAAAGUAUAAAACUGGGAAACGGAAAGUAUUUAAAACAUUGUUACGAAAAGUAGCUGAAAGUACAAAUGAAUGUGCUGACAUGAAUAAAGUAGUGUUAAUUAUGGGCCGAUUAUUAGAUUCCUAAGAAAGAUGUAUACAUUUAUGAACUUACCUGAUAUAUAUAUAUAUAUAUAAUUAUAUAUAUAUAAUAUUGCAUAUUAUUUUGAUUGAUCAUUUUAAUUUUAAUAUAUUUUUUUGGUCACACUACUUUAUAAUAUAUAUAUAUAUAUUUUAUAUACAUGUAUAUAUAUAUAUAAAGAACUUUUAUGAUUCCUUUAAAAAGCUGUUUUUUCUAACAUAUUUACAUAUUAUUAUAUCCAAAAUAUUAUAUAAAACAUCAUGAUAAACUUUUUGCACAUAAUUCUCUAUAAAUUGCAGUGUCACAAGUACAAAAUCAAAUAGGAAAUAAAUAAUUCUGAUAUUACAAAUUGGAGACUAGAAUUAUCAGUCCCCUUUUGCAACUAUAAACGUGUUGCCAGAAUCGUAAUAGGUUUAUUCUUAAUAUUUAUAAUCAUUAAAUAAAAUAUAGACACAUCGCAUGGCAUUCUAUAAAUCUUCGUUAUUAUAAGCAUUUCCUAUGCCUGAGAAUGUGACAUGUCUAUUAGUAUAUCAUGGAAGGUAAAAGCAGAUAACAAUCUUUAUCAAAUUAUGAAUAGCAUUCAUGAGAAGAAAAUGAUUAUAAUACAUGUUAACAUCUUGAAUAUUUCACAUAUAUACACAUGACUCGUAUAUUUACUUUUGUAUUAAAUAGCAAAUAAAGCUAUGAAAUAUAAAAGAUAUUUUUAUAAAAAGACAAUUUAGUUCUGAAAACCAAAUACGAAUUGUUCUUCUAAUUUUAUAAAUACUGAUAUAAUAAAAAUGAAUAAUAAUAUCGUCUUGAUUGAUUACACUGGCUAAAAUAGUAUCUAGUUCUUUAUUAUUCAUCUGUAAUACUACUAAAAAUACGUCGUAUUAAAAUACUACUCAUGUAAACAAUAAUAUAAGAUAUAUUUGAUAAAGAUCGUCCUGCAUAUUGUAAAUUAUAGCAUCAGCUAUUAUACAGUGAUUAUAACUAUACAAUAGAGAAUAUUAUAUUAUACAUAUAAGAAAACUUUGUUGAAUAAAUCAAUUAUUUAAAAAAAUUUGAAGUUAAAAAUUUUAAUAUCUACAGAACUGAUGCUUAAAAAGCAAAUGGUUCCUAUUUAAUUUUUUGUCCAAUUGUUCGGUUAUAAUCUAUUUUUUUUUUUUUUCUUUUUUCACAGAU